UGCCAUUCACUUGGAAAAAUAAAACAAUAUUCUUUACUUUGAUUUUAAAAACAUUUCGAUACUGUUUGCUUUGUAUUUAAAAUAUAACUAAGGAAUGUCUGGGCCAAGCUCAGUUUGCCGAACUUGCGGCAAGAAUGUGAAGAGUUCGCGAGCCAGAGCCACCAAACUCUUCGACCAGCACAACUAUCAUUUAAUUAGUUUAAUAGAAAACAUCACCGAUAUGUAUUUGGAGUUCGACACCACCAUGCCGGAUCUUAUUUGCCAUUGGUGCAAGCAGCAGCUGGACAGAAUUCUGGCUUUCCGCAUGAAGUGCCUGGAUGUCCAUCAGUCGUUUUUGGCCUCCAACAGGAAACGCUUGGAAGGAGUGUCUGCACAUGAUGAGGAACUCGAUGAGCAGGAAGUGGAGCAACAGGAGCCUUACCAGGUGGAUAAGGUCAAGGAGGGGGAGGCAGAGCAGGAGGAGCACCGCCAGUCGCCCAGGACCAGGCCAAAACGGGCGCCGCCUAGCUCCAAGACCUGGUUCUGUGAGCAGUGCGGCGGAGUAUUCAAGGGCAAGUCUAUCCUGGACUUCAAGAUCCACCUGCAGCGCCACACCGGCCACAAGCCCUUCGAGUGCGACCUCUGCCAGUCCAAGUUCUACACGAAGUACGAGAUGCGCCGCCACAGGAUCCUGCACUCGGAUGCCCGGCCCUACGCUUGCCGCUUCUGCACCAAGACCUUCCGCUCCUGCAGCAGCAAGGCGAUCCACGAGCGCAACCACACCAACGAGCGGCCCUUCCAGUGCCAUCACUGCGAGAAGACCUUCACCUCCAGUUCCUCGCGCCAAAGGCAUGAGAUGGUGCACACCGAGCAGCGGAAGUACCAUCUUUUUUGCAGCUGCGACACCUGUAACCAAUGGUUUCAACGGUCUAGCCACCUAACCCUGCACAAAACCACUAAACUACACCAGCAGAGACUGGAAAGAGCUUCGACUGCCUAAAAGGAAAAUAUAAACCUGCUAAGAAUCAGUUAAAAAAUGGAUAAACUGCAUAGAAAUUAAAACAACUUGAUUUUUGAUGACCAACCUGAAGAUACAAAUUAUAUUAAGUUACAUUGACUGAAACAAUUAUUUAGUUUAAGAAGGUACAAAUAAUUAAAAAUAAUAUUUAAUAUUUGCCUAAA
Molecule: messenger RNA, 1161 nt
Organism: Drosophila biarmipes
Lineage: Eukaryota; Metazoa; Arthropoda; Insecta; Diptera; Drosophilidae
Product: gastrula zinc finger protein XlCGF17.1
Exons: 3
Coding region: 95-979 (294 amino acids)
Cellular component (GO): nucleus
Molecular function (GO): zinc ion binding
Source: RefSeq, a predicted model, not a curated record